UUCCGGCUGCGCAUGUGCAAUGACUUCUCGCCAUGUUGUCAUGUUUGUUUUGGAAGGCUGAGGUCAUAGUACACUGACAAUGUGCAACACAUUGGGUAAAAUUGUACUACCAUAGAGGUGCAGAUUCUAUAAGAUUUCCUGGACAUAUCAGUGAAAUAAUGAAAGAGGUUCUUACUCAAACACAGUUAAAAAAUUUAAAAGAGCACAAGUACAGUGCUACGGGACAGUCGCUUAUUGAGCCGUGGUUCCAAAUUUACUGGCGAUGGCUGAUUGAACAAGUUCCCGUGACAUGGGCACCAAAUAGCAUCACACUGCUCGGACUUGUUAUUAACAUAGUGACCACUCUUCUAUUAGUUGUAUGUUCUCCAGACAGUGUAAGAGAGGCUCCUGGAUUCGUAUACCUCUUGUGUUCCUUGGGCCUGUUUAUCUACCAGUCCCUUGAUGCCAUAGACGGAAAGCAGGCCCGCCGAACCAAAACCAACACCCCUCUAGGAGAACUGUUUGACCAUGGGUGUGACUCAAUCUCAACAGUGGUUGUUGGACUUGGUGUGUCCGUUGGCUUGGAGCUAGGCAGAAACCUGUACUGGAUGAUGUUUGAAUUCUUCAUGGCCAUCUUCCUCUUCUACAUGGCUCACUGGCAGGCAUAUGUCACGGGGACUCUACGGUUCUCACAGUUUGAUGUCACAGAAACUCAGUUUAUGAUCAUUGUAUUACACUUUGUCAACUUUUUAUUUGGAUCUCAUAUAUGGAACUUCAAGUUGCCUCUAUUAGGGAUUCCGCUACGUAUGGCUAUGGUGUAUUUUAGCCUCGGUCCUGCAUUUCUUCAGUUAUAUAACAACGUUGGCAUCAUUUUACAAGGUGGCACCGGGAAAAAUAAGUCCACUAUAGCUGGAACCAGCACGAUAUUCCCAGCAUUUCCUAUAGGAAUUGUGAUAGCUUUAGCUGUGAUGAUAGCGCACAAAUCUCCAUCACAUUUAUUUGAAAAUAAUCCCUGUCUCUACCUCCUUAGUUUUGGCAUAUUGUCAGCAAAGGUCAUCAACAGAUUGAUAGUAGCUCACAUGACUAAGAGUGAAAUGGACCUAUUGGACUCGGGAAUUUUAGGUCCACUUCUCUUGUUCUUAAAUCAAUACUUUAACUGUUUAAUAAAUGAAACAUUUGUCCUGUGGAUUUGCUUUUUUUACGUUUCCCAGGACAUCUUGCGAUAUUGUAUGGCAGUGUGCCAACAGAUUUGUCAGUUUUUAGGGAUAUAUUGUUUUGACAUUGUGACACCAUAUCAUGGAAAAAAGUCCGGUAAGCAAUCAUGAAGAAAUAUGUUGGCAUCAAGUCAAGAUGGCAGGGUACGAAGGUCUUCAGACAAAUUUUCAGCGUAAGAACAAUUCAGGCCAGAAGAGUUGCCGAAUUCAACUGGAACAGAUGCUUUCAUUUUAUUGUGUGAAUGAGGUGGACAAUCAUCCAAUCAUGUGAUUUUUAAAUUUCGGGGUAUGAAAGUGACAACUCGUGUUAUGGCCAGGGUUUACAUAUUUUAUAGCUUGUUAGGUAUCAGUUUAUGCUUCUUCUUUUUUCUUUCUUUUUUUUUUUUAAAUAUAUAGCUUUCUACUUUGCUUCAUUGUUUUUCAUUUUUAAAAUAUCGUUUGUGGAGUGUUUGAGAAGUUGGGUGAUUUAGUCACAUUAUGCAAUACAUUAAGAUAUAUACUCAGCCAUUUCCAUAGUAACACAGUUACUCUGUUGAACAUAUUAUUGGACAUUGUCAUUCACUAAUAUUACGUUUUGAUAUAUUUUUUCUAUAAAUUCUAUAGAGAAUAUUUUGGCUUUUAUUAAGCCCUAAAAGCUCACACUGUAAAUGUCUGGGUUUUACAUCACUUCUGAUUGCAAGUAAAGGUGGAAACUCAAUUGUGACAUCACAUCUGUUUACAAAUAAUAAUGGUCAUAAAUAUUUCGUCUGCUUCUGGUAAUGUUAAUGAAUGUGCACUUCUAGAAUUAAGAUUAUACAGAAUUUUAAAAAUAUUUGAUAAAAAGGUUAUUGACUAAAUGUUGUGUUUGGGUAUCUCACUUUACUGCACAGAGACUGGGCGGGCAUAUUUGCCAAUAUUAAGUCACUAUAACCUAUAAUUAUCAGCAGCUGAGAAAAGUAUAAUUGAAAGAUAAUCAUAUUCAUUGUUUCUUUUUAAAAAGAAAAGCUCAAUAAAGAAUGCUAGUCUCAUAUAGCUCAAAUAAGAAGUGAAAAGACCCAUUGGUUAGAAUGAAUUGGAUUUGGAGGCCGAACAUCACAAGUCUGGCUGCAGAUCUGUAACCAGUGUAAUAUCACACUCACAGAACACUCAAUAUUUGGUUUACCUUGACAACCUUUCACUUUUUAACUAUAUAUUUCAAGUUAAUGAUUGUCGAGGGUUUGAUAUUUACCAUAUUUAGGGGGAAUGUUCAUUGCCAAGUUACUAUAUUUAUAAAUCUAGCAUGGACCCAUGCAUUGAAAAUGUCAGUGAUAUAUAGUACCAGUCGCGCUUGUGAUAUACUGCAAGUGGUCUACAUUUUGAAGAGGAAUUCCUAGUUAAUUCUAUUCAGCAGGUCAAUUUCUAAGAAUUUUCAUAGAAUAUGUCAUCGACAGAUGAGAUAUUUAGUAUAAAUCAAGCCUUACUUUGGAUGCUGUAUAUUACCUAUGUUUUGCAGAUGAAUGACUAAGGUCUUGUUUUUUGGAAUAAGUUUAAUUUUAACUUUAAAUCUUGUAGCUCAUAAUUUUAUGUUCAUGUGUAAUGCUGCUAAAUCUCUUAUCUGAGAAAUGUUGUGAUACAUAUGUACAUGCAACAUCUGAGACGUGACUGGUACAUGUAGUGUAAAAGUGUUAUUGCUGUGUGUUACUCUCGAUAUUCUUAAAAUUCUUGUUAAUGUAAAUAGUAAUAGUAUGUGUGCAGUCAGAACUGUUAUAAACUAUUCUUACCUGAUAAUCCCAAUUCACCAGAAACAGUGUUUAUCAGAUUUCAUCAGAGGGUCAAGAGGGGUCAGGAUCCCAGCUGGUAUUUAACAAAAAAUACAUUUUUUGAUGCAAUUUAAGGUCAACAGGUAUGAAAAAUUUAAACACUUGAUUGGUCGGACCCUGGAUGAGAAAAAUUGUACGAGUUCUUAAAUUUCUGAAUGCACAGAUGUUUGUGCUGAAUUUAUAUGGUACACGGUCUCUGUUACAUACAUACUUCUGUGUCUCACAAACUGUAUUCUUUAUCACCCAUGGAGCAGUGAAUGGUAAUAAGUAAUGAAACUAGCUGGUGGAUCCAAGUUCUGUAUGAAGAAUUUAUUCAGAGAUAGGAACUGUUGUAAGCAGGCUGAGAUGUCAUUGGUGCUGCGAUUUCUAGUCCUGCUUCCGAGUUAGCUAGGUUAACGUCCAGCCAUUUUAAUCUGGUAGUAAUUGUACACAAGGCGGGUAACAUUCCAUAAGACAUUACAUAUUUUUGUAUCAAUGCCAGAAAAUGAAAUAUAAGAUUUGUAUUCAGUAGGUUAGGAAGAUGCACUCAUUGAAUUGCAUGAUCAGUUAAUACAACUACCGGUGUAAUCAGUUUGUAAGUCAAGAGCCUUAGUUCAAGUUUACAUUGCUGUACAGCACUAUUUAUUGUAUUAUGAGCGUGUUUAUAUGAAUAAUGUCAAAAGAUUGAAUUAGAAUUUUAUGUGUUGUCUGUGGAAUUUUGGUCACAUGAUAUCUCAAUGAGUCCCAAACAUACUAAGUAUUCAUUUGCAAGUUCUUGUAUUUCAGUUUUUACCAAAAAAAAAUUAUUAAUAUGAUAAUAUAUCAGGGCCGGUAUUCAUAUAGAUUUUAAGAAUAAUCUUAUACUUGUACAGUCUAAGACUGUAUAUGAAUCCCAGCCCAGGACCAUGUCAGAAAUGAAGCAUUUUAGUAUGUGCAGUCCUUUUUUCCCCACUGAAAAUGUCAUUUGCUAGUGUUUUGUUCUAAAUACAUUGAGUACAUUGGGUAACAUGGUUUUCCUACCAGAGAAUCAUGUUAGAGAGAGUAGCAACAGAGUAAUCAGGUCCUGCUAUUUGCACUACAGAGAAGAAAAUGAUGCAAGAAUGUGCACUCUUUAUCAAAAGUUCGGGGAAAAGUUGUGCAUUUAUGAUAACCACUGGCACUUUGCGAUAUAUAAAUAGCAUGUAUAGAGAACGCUGGGUACAAAAACUUGGUUAAACUUUGUAAACCUUGUGUGAAAAUAUCAGAUGCCAUUGUUGGGGAUUAGAUAAGGCUAUUUCUACAUAAUAACAAGAAUGGAUGCAUCCUUAGUCCCUGUAUUUGGCAUACACAUUUCUCUUGUGGCCCUCCACAAGUGUUUUGAGUGAUCUGAAUUACAGUGUAACUGCCAUUGGUUUCUCGGAAUGGUUCAAUCUUUUAGAUUCGCCAUAUCUGGUACAACAUUGCUCCCUAUUGGUCUCAAAAUAAGUAUUGAUAAUUAUGGGGGUCUCAAUUCCUGUAUAAGGCUUUCAACUUUCAACUGGCUAAGAAAAAAAUCUUUUCUCUCUCUCCAGAACCAGUAUGCGCCCUUGUGUUCUUUUCAUUUUAACUUGAUUGAAGUUAUUUGGCCCCAGUAUUCAGGCUCCAGAAAGCCUUCAGCUCUGGUUCAAAGAUAUUGACUAAUGAAUACUUCUAAUACUGGAAAAUAUUCACACAAAGGGCCUUUUCAUUGUGCUAUUCUAGUUGUAAGCUCAUUAACAGAGGAAAAGUAUCAUUACUUGCCAGGGAUUGUUCUGUUUAUUGUGCAUGUUUAAUUGUUAUUUCCUGAGUGAUAUUUGAUGGAAAGACAGUACUCUGAAUGAAAAUUAUUGUAAUUGCCAGAUUUAGAAGUAUUUAUGUAAUGGAUAUUCCCCCUGACAGUGUGUAAAUCAUUUAUAUGCAACAGCUUCUAUAGAUAUACCCUAAUUCCUUGAAAAUAAACUGCGGUUUUAUGCAAGUCACUUACCAGUAGUGUUGGUAAGAAAAUGGGGCUUAUUUUCAAUUGCAAAGCCAUCUUAUUUUCAAAUCAGUUUGAAAAUGAAUUUUAAAAAAGUACUGUUUCAAAUUAUUUAACAAUCAUGAAAUAAAAAGAUUAGAUAUAAUUUUUCAUGAGCUAAAGCUCAAGACAACUUUUCAUGGGGUCAAAAUUUUUAUGGGAAUAAAGAUUGCAAAAAACUUGCAAAUAUCACAACAACAGCAGAGCCUAGGUAACUCACAUGAGCAAUGUGGCCAAUGGGCCUCUUGUGUAUUUAGAAAACUGUUUUUACAAAUUGAAGGAAAAAGAAAUUAAUUAUUUAUAUAAACGACUCCUUUUAAAUUGCUUAAUCAAAGUAGGGCUUGUUAUCAUAGCUGACUUAUUUUAUCACUGCGGGGAAAUGGGGGGGGGGGGGGGGGGGGGGGUUAUUUUCAAAACUAGCUAGUUUUCAAGGUUUUGGGGUACAUUGUAUUCCUCCACUAUGAUGGGCCUUUAUAUGGAGACAUGCUAUGAAAUAGAAUGUUUAAUAUUGUAGCCAUUCUGUGCAAAUAAAUCAGAUAAUCUUUAUUAUACAUGAUAUAUUUCAGGCACUAAGUGAUGUUUCUCCUGUAUAUUUCAUUGUGUAGGAUUGAUAACUUCAGGAUCUACUUCAGUCAUUUGGCAAUUUGAUUUUGAAAUCCACACUUUAUUAAGUGUGUACUAGAUGCACUUAGUGAAAAUUAAAAUGUUCACAUCAUGAUUUUCAUGAUGUCCAUUUUAUUCAUUUGAAAUUGUUUAGGUCUAGUUUAAAAGUGUACCAUAAUAAAGGUCAGUCUAUAUUCAUUUGUCCCUCUCUCUCUCUCUUCCCAAUAAAACAAUGCAAAGUUUUUCUUUUUGAGUUUUCAAAGAAUUUAGAAGUUUUUGCUUUUUAAUUUAAAACAGUUGUAUAUCUGUGAUUUUUAUUUCAUCAAAUUAUUAAUAAAUAUAUUGAUAUGUGAA
This is a messenger RNA of Ostrea edulis (European flat oyster), 5918 nucleotides long. Its product is annotated as choline/ethanolaminephosphotransferase 1-like. Gene Ontology annotation, cellular component: endoplasmic reticulum membrane; Golgi apparatus. The transcript is spliced from 8 exons. The record is from RefSeq and is a predicted model, not a curated record. Bases 159 to 1304 code for a protein of 381 amino acids. NCBI's taxonomy places the organism in Eukaryota, Metazoa, Mollusca, Bivalvia, Ostreida, Ostreidae. Gene Ontology annotation, molecular function: diacylglycerol cholinephosphotransferase activity; ethanolaminephosphotransferase activity. Gene Ontology annotation, biological process: phosphatidylethanolamine biosynthetic process.